Molecule: messenger RNA, 898 nt
Organism: Liolophura sinensis
Lineage: Eukaryota; Metazoa; Mollusca; Polyplacophora; Chitonida; Chitonidae
Product: expansin-YoaJ-like
Exons: 6
Coding region: 17-766 (249 amino acids)
Source: RefSeq, a predicted model, not a curated record
CAGAGCUAUAGGAAUCAUGCUAAUAUUAGGCUUGAUUUUCUGCUGCAUGAUUUUGCCAACUCAGCAGGUUGUCAACCGCGAUAUAUUGUCGAUAUACAAGAAGACAUUCCAUGGUGACGGGACGUUUUACGGUGAAGGUGGCGGUCUCAAAGGUCUAUGUCAGUAUUAUCCCCCCGGACUACCGCCAGCUGGAAGAAGUUCCCUCAUCCGAAACACCGUAGCUUUAAACAAACCACAGAUGCAUGGAUCGCUGGGAUGCGGAAUGUGCUUUAAGGUGAAGGGAUCAGGGAAGGGCGCUGGCAACACCCCGAUCACAGGAGACUUCUACGUGUUUGUGGACAACCUUUGCCCAGAGUGCCUAGAAGGUUCCUUGGACUUUGGCCAGGAUGGGGACGGCAGGUGGGCUAUAGAGGUCCAGGCUGUACAAUGCCCCGUGGGAAACACGAAGAUACAGUACAGCUUUCAGGGAAGUCACCAAUGGUAUAUCAAGCUUCAGAUACGCAAUCACAGGAUUCCGAUCACAGGCUUAAGACUGUACCAGAGCAAGCGCCAAGAGUGGACGCCAUUAAAACACACAGCGGAUGGGUACUGGGAGUUGGAUCCGACUCAUGAAUGGGACAAACCCUUAGUGGCGCCAUUGAAGGUGCAGCUGGUGGCAGCCAAUGGCGUUGUCCUAAAAGAUAGCAUACCUAAAAUAGAAAAUGGCGUCGCUAUCCAGGGAAAUGUCCAGGUACCGUACGACCCACACUUGCCCAACACUGAGUGACCGAGUGACUGGAUUGAAUGAGUGAUUGAUGGAGGAGAAACACGGUACGACCCACACUUGCCCAACACUGAGUGACUGGAGUAAAAACAUAACCUAACAGAACAAUAAAAUUGAGAGAAAUUAAACUAUGAA